Messenger RNA from Clunio marinus, 573 nucleotides. The record is from the annotation of a GenBank genome assembly. NCBI's taxonomy places the organism in Eukaryota, Metazoa, Arthropoda, Insecta, Diptera, Chironomidae.
AUGAAGAAAUUAAUUUCAUUGUUCGUCUUUCUGGUUUAUUGUUAUGAAUCAACGGCGCAAGAAAAAUCUACACCGCAGCCUUUGACUGAUAUUCAAGAUUUAAAGAAUCGCCUCGAAACAAAGGCGGAUGUUGUUGGAAGAUUUUACAAACUUUUAACGCUCGUUAGUUCAUUUGAAGAAGCAGCUGAAAAACAGCAAGACUAUCCUACUAAAACUUUCCCAUUUAUUUCAAAAUCUUUUCGACGUUUGAAUAUCUUCGGAUUGCAAGCACCACCUGAUGAUCCACCGAGAAAUGCCGAUGGAACGCCAUGCUCAUGCAACACCAAAGAAUUACAACCAGACAUUUUACAUGUGACAGAUGAUUCUGGUUCAAAAUCAAACUUUUAUGUGGUUCAGCCAGUAAUUCAACGAGACAAUGAUCAAAAAUCUACAAACACAACAAUCGUCAAUCAUUACCCGAAAUUAAAUUUUGGCAAUUCACCUAAAACUGAACAAGUCACCACGUCCACGAGACAUCCUUCCACGAUACAAACAACAACUGACAGAUAUUAUCAUUUCUCUUAUUUUCAAUAG